Messenger RNA from Phodopus roborovskii (desert hamster), 3793 nucleotides. It is a transcript of the gene Ncoa7, whose product is annotated as nuclear receptor coactivator 7. Gene Ontology annotation, biological process: response to oxidative stress; regulation of transcription by RNA polymerase II. The transcript is spliced from 16 exons. Bases 390 to 3224 code for a protein of 944 amino acids. The record is from RefSeq and is a predicted model, not a curated record. Gene Ontology annotation, cellular component: nucleus. Lineage: Eukaryota; Metazoa; Chordata; Mammalia; Rodentia; Cricetidae.
UCCCCGCCUUCCGCCCCGAGCGCGGCGGGUGCCCUGACGGUGGGCGCCGCUGCAGGCACCUGGGCGAGGCCUCGCGCAUCCGGGCCGUGGCAGCUCGGGGCAGAUCCUGGACUUGGGGACCCCGCAGGAGCGCACCCCGCUGCUCCUGUCGCCUCCCUUGGCUCCUCCUCGCCGCACGAUCCUCACCACCCCCUCUCCCGUCCCCUCCCUCCUCCCACCCCAGAGGAUGCGCUUCCCCGCGCCCAGCGGCAGAGGCCACCGCUCCCAGAAAUGCGUGCGCCCGAGCCACUUCGCCCCGACCCGCGGAGCCCGCGCCCCCGCCCAGUAGGAAUAUGACUCACUGAUUAAAAAGGACGUUUCCAGCUACUUUGCACUUUUGGUUGUGUAUUAUGGAUACUAAGGAGGAGAAGAAGGAACAAAAGGAACGGAAACAGAGUUAUUUUGCUCGACUGAAAAAGAAGAAACAAACCAAACAGAAUGCAGAGAUCGUCUCAGCAUCAGCCACGAGGAGUCAUUCCGGGAAGGAGGAUCCUAAUUCAGUCAUUUUGGACCAGGACAAGUCAAACGUUGCAGUGGAGGGGGAAUGUAGCACGGAUGAGAAAAAGAAGAGAAAAAACAACCAGCUAAAGGAAAUCAGGCGCACCGAACUAAAGAGAUACUACAGUAUUGAUGACAAUCAAAGCAAAACUCAUGAUAAAAAAGAGAAGAAGAUGGUGGUUCAGAAGCCCCAUGGUACCAUGGGAUACACUGCUGGAAGCCAGGACACCCUCAACUCCAUCGCACUGAAGUUUAACAUCACUCCCAAUAAAUUAGUGGAACUGAAUAAACUCUUCACACACACUAUUGUUCCAGGCCAGGUCCUGUUUGUGCCAGAUGCCAACUUCCCUUCUAGUACCUUACGGCUGUCAUCAUCCACUCCUGGUGCUACUGUCUCUCCGUCAUCAUCAGAUGCAGAAUACGACAAGCUGCCUGAUGCUGACUUAGCAAGAAAGGCCUUAAAACCCAUUGAGAGGGUCUUGUCAUCAACCUCUGAGGAAGAUGAGCCAGGUGUUGUGAAAUUUCUCAAAAUGAACUGUCGCUACUUCACAGAUGGAAAGGGUGUGGUUGGCGGUGUCAUGAUUGUCACUCCAAACAAUAUCAUGUUUGACCCUCAUAAGUCUGACCCCUUGGUUAUUGAAAAUGGGUGUGAAGAGUAUGGCCUCAUUUGCCCCAUGGAAGAGGUGGUCUCCAUUGCCUUGUACAAUGACAUUUCUCACAUGAAGAUCAAAGAUGCUCUGCCAUCUGACCUACCUCAGGAUCUUUGUCCUCUGUACAGGCCUGGAGAAUGGGAGGACCUGGCUUCAGAAAAAGAUAUCAAUCCAUUCAGUAAGUUCAAGUCCAUUAACAAGGAAAGACGACAGCAGAAUGGGGAGAGAUCCCUCACCUUAGAUCCCAAAUCAGUGGGCCCUCCUGAGGAGUCAGCAGAAUACACUCGGAUGAAGCCCUCAGACAGCUCCGAGUCAUGGAAACUAAAGAAACUGGAACCUUCCAAGGGGACAGCCAGUGAAUCUCCCUCCAUGACUCAGCUCAGCAAGGGACCAUCUGAUACUCAUGCUGCCUUGGAAUCUACAGCCAAAGAAAACUCCCUUUUGGGAGAAGAUGAUGACUUUGUUGACCUGGAGGAACUUUCUUCUGAGCCUGGGAGUAGGAUGGACAAAGGAGACCCCAUGAAGGUACACCCUUCCUACGACCAAAAGAAGAGCGAGUCCCAAACAAUCGUGUCUGCAAAGAAAAUGCAGGUGCAGUCAUCCCUGGCCCUUAGGGGGUUAGAGAGCGAAGCCGAACUGAAGGGGGCCCUAGACUUGGAAACCUGUGAGAAGCAAGAUAAAGUGCCAGAAGUAGACAAGCAGUCCGGAUCCCCAGAAAACCAGGUAGAAAGCAGCCUGAAGAUCCACGAAGAUCUGGAUAAAGUUAAACUCAUUGAAUUUUACCUAAAUAAAAACAAAGAAGGCUCACAGCUGUCUGAAAAUAUACAGAGGUCGGAACUCAAUGACAGCAAAAGGGUGGAGCCAGGAGGAAUAGACAUCACGCUUAGUAGCUCUCUCCCCAAAGCAGGUGACUCCCCACCUGAGGGUAACAAAGAGCCAGGUACAAUCUGGAUAAAAGAGAGGGAGACCCUGAAACUGGACCCUAACGCAGAAGAAAAUGUGAUCAACAACAAAGAGGCUCUGGAUUCUUUGAAAUCAUCUCUGGACAAGAGCUGUCAAGGUGCACAAAUGGAUAACAAAUCUGAGAUUCAGUUAUGGCUGUUAAAGAGAAUUCAGGUACCCAUCGAAGAUAUACUUCCCUCAAAAGAAGAAAAGAGCAAGACCCCACCCAUGUUUCUGUGCAUCAAAGUGGGAAAACCGAUGAGAAAAUCCUUUGCCAGUCACACCACUGCCAUGGUUCAGCAGUACGGCAAGAGAAGAAAGCAGCCGGAGUACUGGUUUGCUGUUCCCCGUGAGAGGGUGGAUCACUUGUACACCUUCUUUGUUCAAUGGUCUCCAGAUGUCUAUGGGAAAGACGCCAAGGAGCAAGGCUUUGUGGUGGUAGAGAAGGAAGAACUGAACAUGAUUGACAAUUUCUUCAGUGAGCCGACCACCAAGAGCUGGGAGAUCAUCACUGUUGAAGAGGCAAAACGAAGGAAGAGCACUUGCAGCUACUAUGAGGAAGAGGAGGAGGAGGAGGAGGGACUGCCCAUCCUGCAGCCCCAUAGUGCCCUCCUGGAGAACAUGCACGUCGAGCAGCUGGCCCGAUGCCUUCCAGCCAGGGUACAAGGCUAUCCAUGGAGACUGGCCUACAGCACGUUAGAGCAUGGAACAAGCUUGAAAACUCUAUAUAGAAAAUCAGCAUCUCUAGAUAGUCCUGUUCUGCUGGUCAUCAAAGACAUGGAUAACCAGCUAUUUGGGGCAUAUGCAACUCAUCCCUUCAAGUUCAGUGACCACUAUUACGGCACAGGCGAGACAUUUCUCUACACCUUCAGUCCUAAUUUCAAGGUCUUUAAGUGGAGUGGUGAGAACUCGUAUUUUAUCAAUGGAGACAUCAGUUCUUUAGAACUCGGUGGUGGAGGGGGGCGCUUUGGUCUGUGGCUAGAUGCUGACUUAUACCACGGACGCAGUAACUCUUGCAGCACUUUUAAUAAUGAUAUCCUCUCCAAAAAAGAAGACUUCAUAGUUCAGGACCUAGAGGUAUGGACAUUUGAGUGACAUUUAGGCUGCCUUAAAACAUAACAUUAAAAAGACUGGGUCAGACAAGCCCUCUUACUGGAAGACGAGCCCCAGCCCUGGCUGCCUCAUCCCACAGCAUUGCUUUCUUUCUGCCAUCAUCUCAGAGCGUGAUAACAAUGCAGAAAGAUUCUGAAAGGUACCCGCCAAGGGCGGAUGCUGAAGACAGAAAUCUGAAGUCCAGAUCGUUAAGAGACUUUGAACUUCCACUGCUUUCAAAUCCUCACCAUGAGAAAACAGAGUGUUUAUAGAUGUAUGAGUUGAAUGCAAUUUUUAUUUUUGGUAACUGUGAAAAAAAAAAGAUACUGUGGAAAUAUAUACCUGCCUUGUGUAUUUAUCAACAUAAUUUACCAAAUGUAUAGUUAUUGUUUGCCAUGGAUGGAACACUGAAUCUGAUUUAGAGGAAUUGAAAGGACAGAGCACUUAAAGGGAAUACCUGACUUUUUAACUAUUUUAUUUAUUAUUGCUAGUAUAUUGUCAGAAAUAUGUUGGCAUUUUUUCUUUUAAUGUGUCAAAUCCCGAAAUAAAGAAAUGUGUACCUUUUGUGCUUA